Cynara cardunculus var. scolymus (artichoke) is the source of this 3340-nucleotide messenger RNA. Its product is annotated as probable LRR receptor-like serine/threonine-protein kinase At2g16250. Lineage: Eukaryota; Viridiplantae; Streptophyta; Magnoliopsida; Asterales; Asteraceae. Gene Ontology annotation, molecular function: protein kinase activity; protein binding; ATP binding. The transcript has 4 exons. Gene Ontology annotation, biological process: protein phosphorylation. The record is from RefSeq and is a predicted model, not a curated record. The coding region runs from base 494 to 3070 and encodes 858 amino acids.
CCAUUUAUUGUUCUUCACCUUUGUUGUUGAGAAUAUGGCGCUUCCUUUAAUGCGCCACCAUUAAAGCUCUCUCGUAUCACAAACAAGAAAUAUCCAAUACCCACUGCUAUAUUAUAGAUAUAGAUAAAUAUACAGAAAGUGCACUUGUUAAUAGUAGUGAAAUCGUGCUUUCUUUGUUACUUGCAUUUAAUUAACUCAAAGAGGGUUUCUUUUUUGCUGCUGAAUUACACACGGAGGAGCAAUGGGUAUUAUAAUCUGCACGGAUAUCUCCAUCACAGCAAUCGUCGUGUAAUUAUUGUUGUAUGAUGGAUGGCCCUUGUUUUUAGAUCGUCAAACUGUAGGAGGGUCCUCGUGUACAGGGAACAGUGUCAGUUUUGUAGGGCUGCAAAUUUUGGGAUUUCCUUGCACAGGGAUUAGGCUUCAACAGGUGCAACAGUUGAAAUGGAUCAAGACCUUUCUGGGGUAUAAGGGGGAAGGGUAUUGUUGUUUAAUCAUGGAGACUCUGUUGAAGGUAAUAUUCCAUUUCAGUUUCUUCUUGUUGUUGCUGGUUAACUCGGUGUUGACUCAGGUGGACGUGAGGCGGGUGCCACUGAGUUCCGGGGUGGAACGGGCGGCGUUGUUGGAUCUACGAGCUUCUUUAGGAAUAAGAGCCAGGUACUGGCCCAGGAAAUCUGACCCCUGUACCAACUGGACAGGGCUGGAGUGCCGGAACGGCCGGGUCAUCGGGAUAAAUUUGUCUGGUUUGCGGCGCACUCGUUCUGGGCUUCUUAAUCCUGGGUUUGCUAUUGAUUCUUUGGUAAAUUGUACUCAAUUGGUUUCGUUUAUUUCUUCUGGAUUUCCUCUUCGAGGGUCCAUACCUGACUGGUUGGGACAAAAUCUUGGUGCACUCCAGGUGCUCGACCUUACGUCUAGCUCAGUUUUAGGUCCAAUUCCUCCGUCAAUUGGUUCUUUGAAUCAACUUAAUCGCUUAGUUCUUUCGAAUAAUUCUCUUACCGGGAUUAUCCCUGAUUCUUUGGGGCAGCUUUCUUCAUUAUCGGUUCUAAAUUUGUCACAUAAUACGUUGACAGGGUCCAUAACCUCUUCAUUUUCAGCUCUCGGCAAUCUCACGUUUCUUGAUUUAUCUUCAAAUUUCUUAUCUGGGCCAAUUCCACCUGAGUUUGGUUCUCUUUUGAGUUUGCAGACUUUGAAUCUUUCCAGCAAUAGUCUUGCUUCUUCUGUGCCUGCACAGCUGGGAAACCUUUCUCAGUUGGUUGUCCUUGAUCUUGGAUCCAAUUCAUUGUUUGGAUCAUUACCAACGGAACUAGGAGGUUUAAGAAGAUUGAGGAGAUUGUUGAUUGGAAACAAUGAUCUCGGUGGUACUUUUCCCGGCAAUUUGACAGCAAACAUGCCGGAUAUUGUCCUUCUUGAUUUAUCCAGUAACAACUUAACAGGAAAUCUUCCAGACCUCUCAGCAUUUCCCAAUGCUUCUGGUGUCACGUUGAACUUCUCAAACAAUCUGUUCUACGGAAGCCUGGGUUUCAAGCCUACAGUUGUUGGUUCGAUUGAUCUAUCUAACAACUAUCUUCAGGGUUUAGAAUCCCAGGCUGGAAAUGGAACUUCCUUAUCAGGAAACUGCUUUCUUCGAUUCGCAGACCAAAGGAGUUUGGAAGAUUGCAGGAGGUUCUAUGCUCUGAUGGGUCUACCUUUUGAUGGUACUCCCAAUCCAGUGCAACCUCCAUCGCCAAAGAAGAGCAACGAUCGUUUGAAAUAUGUGUUGGCGGGAGUUUUUGGCGGACUUGGUGCCAUUGUAAUCGUAGUUAUAAUCUUGGUUUUGGUAGCUAAAACAUGUAAUAAGAGAAACGUAAGCCAAAGAUCUGCAAAUGUAGAACCUGUUCAAGAAGAAGGAAAUGGCAAUGCACAAAAUAUUGCAGUUAAUUUAGCGAGCUUGGUGGACUCAUUUACAUAUGAGCAAAUGCUGCAAGCUACAAGUGGUUUCAGUGAUGCAAACCUUAUCAAGCAUGGCCACAGUGGAGACAUCUUUUCGGGGAGAUUAGAAGAUGGAAUUGCUGUAACUAUCAAGCGAGUUGACAUGCGGACUUCAAGAAAAGAUUGUUAUAUGUCAGAACUGGAGUUGUUCAGUAAGGGUAUGCACACGAGAUUGGUACCUCUUUUGGGACAUUGUUUAGAACAUGAAACCGAGAAGCUUCUGGUCUACAAGUUCAUGCCAAAUGGAGAUCUCUCGAAUUCCUUAUACAGGUCUACCAGUUUGGAAGAUGAUGGUUUGCAAUCCUUAGAUUGGAUAACAAGAUUAAAGAUUGCUAUAGGAGCUGCAGAAGGGCUAUCUUAUUUGCAUCAUGAAUGCAAUCCCCCCAUGGUUCACAGAGAUAUUCAAGCAAGCAGUAUUCUACUCGAUGAUAAAUAUGAUGUACGGCUUGGAAGUUUGAGUGAAGUUUGUACUCAAGAAGUGGAUAACAACCAGAAUGUUAUCACGAGGCUGCUGCGGAUUUCAUCGAACUCUGAACCGACUCCUUCUGGAUCAUCACCUCCCAUUUGUGCAUAUGAUGUAUACUGUUUCGGAAAGGUCUUACUUGAGCUCGUAACCGGCAAACUCGGAAUCAGCAAAUCCGAAGAUAAGGAAUGGUUGGACCGAACUCUGGCUUGCAUCAACAACUAUGACAAAGAACUGGUUUCCAAGAUCGUCGACCAAUCUCUAGUCAUAGACGAAGACUUGUUAGAAGAAGUGUGGGCUGUAGCCAUAGUAGCCAAGUCUUGCCUAAACCCGAAGCCCGCAAAACGCCCACAAAUGACUCAUAUUUUGAAAGCACUUGAAAACCCUUUUAGGGUCGUAAGGGAAGAAGACUUCAGUUCCGGAAGGUUGAGAAAUAAUUCGUCAAGAAGAUCUUGGAGUACCGCUUUAUUUGGUAGCUGGCGGCAAAGCUUCUCAGGAAGCACACAUAGCCAAACCAACAGAGAUGGCCAGAAGCAGUCGAAUUCUCAGGGAAGUGGCGUGAAUGAUAAAAGAUUGUCGAGCGAGAUUUUCCCCGAACCCGUGGAUAUCGUCGAUGUGGAGCGGCAAGAUGGAAACCGAUGAUGAGAUGCUGGGGUUUGAUGGCUAGAAUCUUUGAUUAUAUGUGGAUAAGCUUCAUUCUGUUUGAGUUUAUAAAGGGAGAUUUGAUGAAGAGAAGAGUGAGGUAAAGAUUGUUUAGAAAAGUAGUUUUGAGGCCAAAUUUCAUAUUAAUUUUUUAUGGCUCUGAGAUUUCUGUGCUUCUGAAAGCAUGCAUUUGUUGUUGAUGAUGUUGUGGUUGUUAUAAUCCAUUCAAGUCCAAAUGUAAAUUUCAAAAAGUGAAAGCUUGUUUUGAAA